Messenger RNA from Anopheles cruzii, 1242 nucleotides. Its product is annotated as ell-associated factor Eaf-like. The transcript has 2 exons. Bases 43 to 1242 code for a protein of 399 amino acids. NCBI's taxonomy places the organism in Eukaryota, Metazoa, Arthropoda, Insecta, Diptera, Culicidae. The record is from RefSeq and is a predicted model, not a curated record.
UUGAAUUUCUCACUCCGAGGCGCGACCCCCCCCAAUAUCACCAUGGUUUUCUCCGGUUAUAACGGAGCCUCGUACCUGCCGCUGGACAACGAUCAGAGCAUAACGUUCUACAAGAACGAAAACCGCCACUUCCCCACGGCCAUCUCCCUGCCGACGAUGGCUACGGGGCCGGGUGGUCUGCGAGGGCUCACGGCAUCCCCCGCCAGCGGCAUGGGCAGAGGUGGUAGCGGCGCAGGCAACCACCACAACAUGAGCACCACCGAUUUGCUCACCGCAGCGUACCAUCAGCAGCAGCAACAUCAUGCAAUCGACGGCAGCAGCAGCAGCGGCGCUGGUGGUGGCGGAAGCUUCGCCGCUGUCGGUGAUUGCCCUUUCGUUCGAGUUCAAUCACCAGCGGGCGCAACAGCACUUCGGGCGCCACCAUCGCAACAGCUUUACCAUCACCGCGGCGGAGGAGGCGGUAUUGCCAUGUGCGACGACUUUCAGCCGGUUGCUAAUCUGAACGGUUCCUCCAACGGUUACUACGGUUACGUGCCAACCCUUGCCCCCGUUGCCGGAGUUCGUAGUCCACCGGCGGCCGCCGCACCUCAUGGCCAAAACAAUAACGUAUUGCGAAUGACCCCGGCCGAUAAUGUGGGAACCACGGCAAUGUACAGCACCGGUCGUAGCCUGCUAAGUCAACACCGACGCUUCCAAGACCCGGCCGCCACCGGUGGCUUCAAUAACAACAACAACAACAACGAGGUUCUCUAUGAUGAUCGCCAGGAUGAUCGUCUGCAGAGAAAGCGAAAGGAAGUCGGCAGCGGCCAGGACGACGAAGCCAUGGACGAAGCCCUGCACACUGGCGGCUCCGAUCAGCUGUCCAUCGACGAGUUUCAUCCGAAACGACGAAAAACGGACGCCGAAAGCAUGAUGCAGCCAAGUGGAUCGUCGACUACUACGUUUUCUUCAUUUCCCCCUGCGCUAGGCGGAGCGUACGAGAGGCACCUUCAGCCGGUCAGCGAAAUGGAAUGUCAGGAGCACCAUCAUCAUCAUCCUCCGGGCCAAAGCGCAAUAGGAGCGGCCUCGUUUGGAUUUCCUGCGCACCUCCACCACCAACAUCAGCAACCGCACCCGCACUCGCACCCGCAACACAUACACCAGAACCACAACCACAGCCACGGUGGUCUUGCCACGGUUCCCGAAGCAAGCAAGAGUAAAUAUUUCGACUCAAACCGUUGCAUGAUGUCUCACAUGAUCUAA